UAGCAGACUAAAAAUUUUCAUAGAGAUAUAUACACAUAGUGUCAUCAACGAAUGUGUUAGGUUAAAUUAUACAACUUUUUGCUAAUAUUAACAAAAGUAUAACAAUGUUGGGAAAGAUUAAAACAAAACAAGAGAAAGGAGAGAUCAUUGCAUAUAGUGAAUCUGCUGUUGUAAAUAAUGCUGCAGUAGUAGAAUAUUGUAGGAUAUCAAUGGCAGCAUUAUCAGGUGGCACAGCUGGUUUAUUAGGAUUAACUGGAUUAUAUGGUUUUGGUUUUUACAUUUUUGCUGUAUUUGGAUUAUGGGCAAUGUUAUUGUUAAAAGCUGGAGGUCAAUGGAAAAAAUAUUUUAUAAGUAGACGAAAUCUUCUAACUAGUGGAUUUUUUGGAGGCCUUUUUACAUAUGUGCUGUUUUGGACAUUUUUAUAUGGAAUGGUACAUGUAUACUGAUUAAAAGAAUAUUUAGAUUUAAGGGUUUAUAUUUUUUAACUAAAUAUAUCGUUAACUAAUUAAAUAUAUCACAAACAAUUGCCAGUUACUGGUCAGAGUAAUAAUAUUGUUGAUAAAGCACUAUGUGAUUUAUUGUAUAUGUAUGUACAUAGAACAUUUUCAAAAAUACAUUUAUUUCAUCUGUUCCAUUUGUUUUUUCUCAUUGUUCAUUAUUGUAUUAUCCCUAGAAUAUAAGUAUAUAAUAAUUGUAAAUAUAAUUAAUUUAUAUUUAUUUCUUUAUCUUUAUAAUAUAUGUAUAAUAAGUAACAUGGUAUAUAAACAAUGUAAACAUAAAAAACAUAAAAUCGUAGGAUGAAUUGUCUGAUAUGAUAACACUUUACUUACUGAACACAGUUUUUUUUUUUUAAAUAUUCGAAGCAUCAUUAGAAUAAAAUGCUUUAUUCCAUUAUUAAAAUCAAUAAACGAUAACACAUGUAUAAUCUCAAAAGGAUAAGUUAAACAUUUAAAUUCAGACAAUAAAUCUUAUGUUUAAUUUUCUGUACAAUAUAAUUUUCAAUUAAUUUUUAUCAAUUCUUAAAAUUGCAGCAUCCGCAAAAAAGUGAUUUACAAUGAAUUGCUUUGUACUUAACAUGCUCGCGUUUUUGAUAUUUUGUAUAUCGUUAUAUUAUAUUCGUUUUACAUUUAAUUUUUUAAAAAAUU
Molecule: messenger RNA, 1145 nt
Organism: Apis mellifera (honey bee)
Lineage: Eukaryota; Metazoa; Arthropoda; Insecta; Hymenoptera; Apidae
Gene: EMC6
Product: ER membrane protein complex subunit 6
Exons: 5
Coding region: 105-446 (113 amino acids)
Biological process (GO): protein folding in endoplasmic reticulum; autophagosome assembly
Cellular component (GO): EMC complex; membrane; endoplasmic reticulum
Source: RefSeq, a predicted model, not a curated record